This is a messenger RNA of Periophthalmus magnuspinnatus, 2459 nucleotides long. It is a transcript of the gene aph1b, whose product is annotated as APH1B gamma secretase subunit. The record is from RefSeq and is a predicted model, not a curated record. Gene Ontology annotation, cellular component: gamma-secretase complex; membrane; endoplasmic reticulum. Bases 211 to 987 code for a protein of 258 amino acids. The transcript has 6 exons. Gene Ontology annotation, molecular function: protein-macromolecule adaptor activity. Gene Ontology annotation, biological process: protein processing; positive regulation of catalytic activity; Notch signaling pathway. NCBI's taxonomy places the organism in Eukaryota, Metazoa, Chordata, Actinopteri, Gobiiformes, Gobiidae.
GUACUUCCGCGUUAUCACGUGACUGCUGUGAGGAAGCGCCGCAGCAUCACAACAACAAAAACCUGAUCAUUUAUCCCCAAUUUAACCAAGUUAUACCCAUCCAGAGGUAUCCCCGAAGAUCCCGCGGACCGCAGCCUCUCCCCGGAGCCUCCCCCGCAGUCCCGGAGCCUUCAACCCGCCGUGUGAGCAGUUUUUCGGGCGUUUGGGAGGAUGACUGCGGCGGUGUUUUUCGGCUGUACGUUCAUCGCGUUCGGCCCCGCCAUCGCCCUGUUUGUGUUCACCGUCUCCAGAGAGCCGCUCCGGGUCAUCUUUCUGAUCGCAGGGGCGUUCUUCUGGCUGGUUUCUCUACUCCUCUCAUCCUUGGUCUGGUUCAUCUCGGUUCAGAUCAGUGACAAAAACAGCCUAUCUCAGCAGAAAGGACUCCUCAUCUUCGGAGUGGUGCUGUCUGUGCUGCUCCAGGAAACCUUUAGAUUCGCCUACUACAAACUGCUCAAAAAAGCCAAUGAGGGUCUUCUGACUCUGAGUCAAGAGGAGACGAUGCCGAUCUCCAUCAAACAGCUCGCCUAUGUCUCCGGCCUUGGUUUUGGUUUUAUGAGCGGUGCGUUUUCGGUGGUGAAUAUUUUGGCUGAUUCGGCAGGCCCCGGAACAGUCGGUAUCCAUGGAGACUCCCAGCACUACUUCAUCUCCUCAGCAUUCAUGACGAUGGCGAUCAUCCUUCUGCACAUGUUUUGGGGCGUGGUGUUUUUUGAUGGCUGUGAGAAGCAGCGCUGGUGGGCUGUCGCCGCGGUGAUCAUCAGCCACCUCACCGUCUCCUGUCUGACAUUCCAGAACCCGGAAUAUGUGGCCAGUUUGGUGCCCACAUACGUCAUGUUAUUCCUGAUGGGAGUGUGGGCGUUCUAUUGCGCAGGCGGAUCGAUCAGGAAUCUCAAACUCUGCAUCACCUGCACUGACAAAGACUUUCUGCUCGCUAACCACCGCGCAAGAUAACUCCAAAAAGUAACAAAAACAUGUGCAAAACAUGAAUUUAACUGAUUUCUAAACAGAUUGGUUCACAAUAUUUUAGAAUUCGAUGAUGUCGUUUCAGAUGGAGGGCAGGGGUCUAUAAUCAAUUGGCAAUUUACAGUUGUUGAAAGAAAACAAACUAUCUAAUCUAAAACUAAAACUAGUCUUGGAAGUAAAUACUCAUUUGAGCAAGUGUCUUUACUGAAGUCACAUUCACAGGAUAGAAAUAAACCUUUCCUGAAUAGCUUUAGAAUGAGCUUGAGCUGUAUCAGAACAAGUAUAAGACACAUAGAACAGUAUACACUCAUGGACCAGUAUGGGACCUACCUGGACACUGAGGGAUUACACAGAUAUAAGGCCACAUGGGAAUAUAAAAGAAAGUACUAUUGUUUAAUGUGGAAUAUCACAUUCUAUUGUGUAAAGAAAGAGUGUUUUUAUUAUCAAGUGGUAUCCGAAUCAGUAUUGAGUAACGGGUCUGUUACUUUGUAUCGAAAUUGAGGUUGAAAUUUUAGUAUCGUGACACUAAUAUUAUACAGACAGAGAAGACAUUGGACUUUGUUUCAUCUGGAUAAUUAAAGAUAUUAACCAUAAACUAGGUACAAACAACAAAUUCUACCAUCAAAUUCAGAAUUGACCUGCACUUCAACUUUAAACUGCUUACUACACUACCUUUUAAGAUGGAGGACCGGUCAGAAUUCUCAGGUGGAAAUCUCUGUGUAACUUGUCAGACUGCAGGUGUGUUGACCUGGUUUAUGGUUAAAAUUUCUGUAAUGAGCUAAAUGACUUGUUUACUUCAGCAUAAAUUUUGAAAGGAUCACUCACAAAAAUAAUACAUUUCAACAUUUGUGGAUCAUAAAUUUAGAUCUUUUUAAAAAUAAGGCUUAGUAAGUUUCUCCAUCUAAAACUAUGAGAUCAUCAAAUUCUAGACCGUGAACACAACCCACAGGACUCAUGACAAAUGGACCAAAAUGGGCUCUUUAAAAAAAACCUGACCAUGUGUUGUUCUUGGUCUUUCUUGGUUUUCACAUUUCAAUUUGCUAAUAUAAAAAAAAGUUUUACCUUACGAUGGUACAGAAAUCUUGAAUGUUACCAAAAAUACUUCUAAUUCUACCAGGUACAUCACCUAUGGACUUUUAAGAGAGAUCUGGAGUCUAACCCACAACCUCCUGACUGAGAGGAGAUGACCGGACAACCACUCUGCCACUGUGCAUGUGCAUUACUCUUUUCUUGUUAAUUUGUUUUAGAGCUGAUUUUAAAUGUACAAUAUUUCAUUUGACUUUGGGUGUGGGGUUUAUUUACUGCAGACACCGGUUUUGAAGCAGUUUUGGGGUUUUUUUCUUGACAAUAUUUUCUGUGAAUCUGUUGUAAAUAGAAUGUGAUUUUGCUGUUCACCUGUCCCUCAUUUGUAUCUCAUUAGGAUUAAUUAAAUUUGUCUAAAAACUGACUGAAAAGUUAAA